Molecule: messenger RNA, 1675 nt
Organism: Emiliania huxleyi CCMP1516
Lineage: Eukaryota; Haptophyta; Isochrysidales; Noelaerhabdaceae
Exons: 9
Coding region: 5-1675 (556 amino acids)
Molecular function (GO): protein binding
Source: RefSeq, a predicted model, not a curated record
CGCCAUGUCGCUGGAAGCGCAGCUCCGGAUGCGCCAGAACGUGGACCAGAUGCACUCCGCCUUCCGCGACCUCUCUGCCUGGUCGUCCGACAUCGAAGCUCGUGACAACGCCCUGCGCGGCAUCGCUCCGCAAGCCAACGACGCAGCGUCUGCAGAGGCGGCAGAGGCGGCGGCUGCAGAGGCGGAGUCGCGCGAGAUCGAGGAGGCCAAGGCGGAGCUCGCACGGCUCGCUCUGGAGGACGAGCGGCGGAGCAAGGCGGGCGGCGACGCGGCUGCUCCUGCUUCCGCUGCUGCUGCGGCUGCGGUGACGGCUCCCGCGAAGGCGGCGGCGGGUACGCGGGUGGGAAGCGGUGCGACCAACUUUGACAAGUGGCAGUCGUACGACGCGGAGGGGGCGGUCGAGGCGCUCGAGCGGCGCGAGUCAGAGCGUGAGUCGCUUCGUCAGAGGGUGGUGUCUCUCGAAAACAAGAGGGCGAGGGAGGAGGCGAUGCGGAGGAGGGGCGAGAGCGAGGCGAGGGCAGACGCGAUGCGCGCCCGAGGCAACGCCGCCUUCGGCUCCGCUCGAUACGAGGACGCGGUGUCCGACUACACCGAGGCGCUUGAGGCGAACCCGCGCAGCGCGGCGCUGUACGCGAACCGGUCGCUCGCCCUGCUCAAGCUGCGCGCCUUCGACGAGGCGGAGGAGGACGCGACGGCAGCCCUCGACCUCGAGCCAAGCUGCGUCAAGGCGCGGCUGCGGCGGGCGGCGGCGCGCACCGAGCUGGGCAAGGUGGACGAGGCGAUCGAGGACCUCGAGGCGAGAUCGAGCCGAGAUACGGCCUCGAGAUAUAUACAGGCGGCGCUCGAGGUCGAGCCGCGCAACAAGGCGGCGAGGGAGGCGCUGGGCUCCUGCCGCGCUCGCAGGGCGAGCAGGGAGGCUGCGAGGAGGAGCAAGCGGCGGGUGGCCCUCUCGGUGGCAGAGGUGGAGCACGACCUCGACAACGACGGCCACCCGUUCGUCGCCGCCGCGUGCGCUCGCCCCCGCCACGACGGCAGCGCGGAGGCGGCGGGAGGCGCGGAGGCGGCGGGAGGCGCGGAGGCGCGGCACGCCGCUGGCGAAGAGGCGGCGGGCGGCGGCGAGGGCGGCGGCGACGCUGCCGCAGCCGCGGGCAUGCCUUCUCCAGCUGCUGCAGCGGCAGCGGCAGUGACCGCUGCACCGGCGGCGCAGGCAGCAGCGCAGGCAGAGGCGCCGUCGAAGCGUCCGGUCUGUCUGGCGAGCGCGCGCUCUCUCGGCCCUCCCGCGACGUCGGCAGACAUCGAGGUUGCCUGGAGAAGCCUGCGCCGCCACCCUCCCGAGUGGCAGCAGUACGUGAGGGGCCUGUCCCCCUCCACCGUCGGGUCGCUCCUCGGCCGCGGCAUGGCGCCCGAGAUUUUCUCCGCCAUGCUCGCCGCCCUCUCCGCCACGGCCGGCGCUGGCGCCGCUUCCGCGGAGCACGCGUACGGCGUCCUGCAGGCGAGUACGAGUGCGCUCUCCUCGGCGAGCCGCUUCUCCAUCCUCACGAUGUGCCUCGACAAGAGCGACGAGCGGGCGGUAGCGGCCGCUUUCGACGCGGUGGUGGCGCACGCCGAGGCCGGAGACGUCGGCGUCGGUCCGGCAGAGGUGCGGGCGCUGCGGUCCAAGUUCUGCUCGUCGUGA